This is a messenger RNA of Cyprinus carpio (common carp), 2913 nucleotides long. RefSeq names its product neuroblast differentiation-associated protein AHNAK-like. Lineage: Eukaryota; Metazoa; Chordata; Actinopteri; Cypriniformes; Cyprinidae. The record is from RefSeq and is a predicted model, not a curated record. The transcript has 2 exons. Gene Ontology annotation, cellular component: cytoplasm; nucleus. The coding region runs from base 1 to 2913 and encodes 970 amino acids. Gene Ontology annotation, biological process: regulation of RNA splicing.
AUGGAUCUUUCAGCUCCAAAGUUUAAGGCAGACUUUGAUUCACCAGAUAUCACGGCACCUGACAUGAACGUAGAUUUUCCUAAAGGUAAAAUUAAAGGACCCAAUUUCAAGAAACCCAAUCUUGAUAUGAAUGCGCCUGACCUUGACAUCAGUGCCCCUUCAGGUAAAUUGAAAUUGCCAAAAUUUGGCUUUACUGGUAGUAAGCCAAAAGGCCCAGAUCUUAAAGUCAAAUCUCCAGACUUGAAUCUCAAAAGCCCCAAAAUAAAGGGAGGAAUCGAUACGCCAGACAUGGAUCUGACUCUGCCUCAAACUGAUUUGAAAAGCCUAAACCUAGAUGCCAAAACACCUGAUAUUGAUAUUAAUGGCCCUUCAGGUAAAUUUAAUAUGCCAAAGCUAAAGAUGCCCAGUUUUGGCAUGUCAGGUUUGAAAGGGCCACAUAUGAACAUGGAUGCUGAUAUUGAUAAACCAGACCUCAAUCUGAGUGCAUCAACUCCCAAACUACAUGCAGGAUUAAACAGUCCUGAUAUUGAUGUACAUGGACCUAAUGUUGAUCUCAAAGGUCCGAGAACAGACCUUACUCUUCCAGACAUUGACAAGCCUUCAGGAAAAAUGAAAAUGCCAAAUUUAAAGAUGCCCAAGUUUGGUGUCUCAGGACCAAAAAUAAAGACGCCUGACUAUGAUUUGAAGACCCCUGAAAUGGAUCUGUCAGCUCCAAAGUUUAAGGCAGACUUUGAUUCUCCAGACCUGAAUGUCAAAACCCCUAAAAUAAAGGGAGGAAUCGAUACGCCAGACAUGGAUCUGACUCUGCCUCAAACUGAUUUGAAAGGCCUAAACCUAGAUGCCAAAACACCUGAUAUUGAUAUUAAUGGCCCUUCAGGUAAAUUUAAUAUGCCAAAGCUAAAGAUGCCCAGUUUUGGCAUGUCAGGUUUGAAAGGGCCACAUAUGAACAUGGAUGCUGAUAUUGAUAAACCAGACCUCAAUCUGAGCGCAUCAACUCCCAAACUACAUGCAGGAUUAAAUAGUCCUGAUAUUGAUGUACAUGGACCUAAUGUUGAUCUCAAAGGUCCGAGAACAGACCUUACUUUUCCAGAUAUUGACAAGCCUUCUGGAAAAAUGAAAAUGCCCAAUUUAAAGAUGCCUAAAUUUGGUGUCUCAGGGCCAAAAGUAAAGACGCCUGAUUAUGAUCUAAAGACCCCUGAAAUUGAUCUUUCAGCUCCAAAGUUUAAGGCAGACUUUGAUUCUCCAGACCUCAACAUUAAAGGUCAUAAGCCAGAUAUCACAGGUCCAGACAUGAAUCUUGAUUUCCCUAAAGGUAUAUUUAAAGCACCAGACAUAAAGACACCUAAUCUUGACAUGAAUGCAUCUGGCCUCGACAUCAAUCCCCCUUCAGGUAAACUGAAGAAGCCAAAAUUCGGGUUAUCAGGUAGUAAGCCAAAAGGCACAGAUUUUAAAAUCAAAUAUCCAAAGCUGGUUUUCAAAAACCCCAAAAUGAAGGGAGGAAUAGAUGCCCCAGACAUGAACUUGACUCUGCCUCAAACUGAUUUAAAAGGCCCAAACCUAGAUAUCAAAUCACCUGAUGUUGAUAUCAAUGGUCCAUCAGGUAAAUUGAAUAUGCCAAAGUUAAAGAUGCCCGGUUUUGGCCUGUCAGGUAUGAAAGGGCCACAUAUGAAUGUGGAUGCUGACAUUAAUAAGCCUGACCUUAAUUUGAAUGCAUCAGCUCCUAAACUAAAUGCAGUGUUAAGUGAUCCUGAUAUUGACUUAAAUGGACCCAAUGUUGAUUUCAAAGGCCCAAAAACAGACCUUACUCUUCCAGAUAUUGACAAGCCUUCAGGAAAAAUGAAAAUGCCAAAUUUAAAGAUGCCCAAGUUUGGUGUCUCAGGGCCAAAAAUAAAGACACCUGACUAUGAUUUGAAGACACCUGAAAUGGAUCUGUCAGCUCCAAAGUUUAAGGCCGACUUUGAUUCCCCAGACCUGAACAUUAAAGGUCACAAGCCAGAUAUCACAGGUCCAGACAUGAAUCUUGAUUUCCCUAAAGGUAAAUUUACAGCACCAGACUUAAAGACACCCAAUCUUGACAUGAAUGCACCUGACCUUGACAUAAAUGCCCCUUCAGGUAAAUUUAAGCUGCCAAAAAUUGGCUUCUCGGGUAGCAAGCCAAAAGCUCCAGAACUGAAUCUCAAAAGCCCCAAAAUUAAGGGAGGAAUCAAUACCCCAGACAUGGAUCUGACUCUGCCUCAAAAUGAUUUAAAAGGCCCAAACCUAGAUUUCAAUUCACUUGAUGUUGAUGUUAAUAGCCCUUCAGGUAAAUUGAAUAUGCCAAAGUUAAAGAUGCCCAGUUUUGGCAUGUCAGGUUUGAAAGGGCCACAUAUGAACAUGGAUGCUGACAUUGAUCAGCCCGACCUUAAUUUGAAUGCAUCAACUCCCAAACUAAAUGCAGGGAUUAAUGGUCCUGAUUUUGACAUUCAUGGACCUAAUGCUGAUUUCAAGGGUGCAAAAACCAACCUUGCAUUUCCAGACAUGGACAUGCCUUCUGGAAAACUGAAAAUGCCCACCCUAAAGAUGCCUGAUUUGGUUUCUCAGGACCCAAAUUCAAAACAUCGGGCUGAUGAUUUGAAGACUCCUGAAAUGGAUCUGUCAGCUCCAAAGUUUAAGGCUGACUUUGAUUCCCCAGACAUUAACAUUAAAGGUCAUAAGCCAGAUAUCACAGGUCCAGACGUGAAUCUUGAUUUCCCUAAAGGUAAAUUUAAAGGACCAAACUUAAAGACACCCAAACUUGACAUGAAUGCACCUGACCUCGACAUCAAUGCUCCUUCAGGUAAACUGAAGCUGCCAAAAUUCGGCUUCUCUGGUAGCAAGCCAAAAGCUCCAGACUUAAUCUCAAAAAUCCAAAGCUGGUUUUCAAAAGAGCAAUGA